GAUCGGAGGGGGAGACCAUGACCUCCAGCUACGGGCACGUUCUGGAGCGGCAACCGGCGCUGGGCAGCCGCUUGGACAGCCCGGGCAACCUCGACACUCUGCAGGCGAAAAAGAACUUCUCCGUCAGUCACCUGCUAGACCUGGAGGAAGCCGGGGACAUGGUGGCGGCGCAGGCGGACGAGAGCGUGGGCGAGGCGGGCCGGAGCCUGCUGGAGUCGCCGGGACUCACCAGCGGCAGCGACACCCCGCAGCAGGACAAUGACCAGCUGAACUCAGAGGAGAAGAAGAAGAGGAAGCAGCGGAGGAACCGGACCACCUUCAACAGCAGCCAGCUGCAGGCUCUGGAGCGCGUCUUCGAGCGGACCCACUACCCCGACGCCUUCGUGCGAGAAGACCUGGCCCGCCGCGUGAACCUCACCGAAGCCAGAGUGCAGGUGUGGUUUCAGAACCGAAGAGCCAAGUUCCGCAGGAAUGAGAGAGCCAUGCUGGCCAAUAAAAACGCUUCCCUGCUCAAAUCCUACUCAGGAGACGUGACUGCCGUGGAGCAGCCCAUCGUACCUCGUCCUGCUCCAAGGCCCACCGAUUAUUUCUCCUGGGGGACGGCCUCUCCGUACAGUGCCAUGGCUACUUAUUCUGCCACAUGUGCCAACAAUAGCCCUGCACAGGGCAUCAACAUGGCCAACAGCAUUGCCAACCUGAGACUGAAGGCCAAGGAAUAUAGUUUACAGAGGAACCAGGUGCCAACAGUCAACUGAGGAAAAAAAUAAUUAAACAGGCCUAAGAAGAAAUCCAAAAAACCAUAAGACACCUAUCCUGUUCUGUCAUUUCUUCAUCUGCUGGAAAAAAAAAAGUAAAAACAAACAAACCAAAAAACAGAACUAAAAUAUUGGGACCAUGGCAGAGAAGAGCAGGCGAGGAGACAAAUGAAAAUUAGUUAACACAUGCUCCUCCUCCCCUGGGAGUCCAGCGCCACUUGUUCCUGGGCAUGUUCAUUUUGUCCUUCCUUCUAUCCGUGCUUUGCUUCAUAUACUCCGAGCUUCUUCAGUUGGGUUCAGCCCGCCCACCCCCAUGGUUGUAUGGGUUUUUAAAAAGUCUACAGCAGCCCAAGAAAUCAUACAUAUAUAUAUAUAUAUUCCGAGUAAUUGCCUACAGCCUCCUCUCUGGUGUGUUUAAACCUCAGUGCCUUAAGCCGCCCUCCUUCCCAGCCCCCUGUACAGAGAAGCUCUAGGAACUUCUGAAAAACCAAAGUCUCUCUAAAGAAUCUGUGCCAGACACGAUUCCUUCCUCCCUGUCUCCAUCUCUGUUGGUUAUGGGAAGGUUUUUCCCGGCAGCUGCUGUGGAGGAAAAAGCAACUGUGCACAUCAUCUCGUCACUGGCCUGUCUGGCCGAUUCUAAGCAAUAAGCUCUAGACCGAAUCUCUAGGUGUACGCUCUAAGCUAUCAAUCACAUCACUUUCACCCCCAUCCUAGCAAUCAGCCAUCUUCAGUUAAUGAUAUUUGUUGCUUUUGAAAGGGUUGCUGUCAUGGGCUAUUUGCUACAAGGAAUAUUUUUCAUUUGAAUGAGGGAGAGAAAUGUCUCUCAGAAAACAAAGACGAGUCGUGAAAGGCGUGCCCUAACCCUUGGUGCCCUAGGGUCAUCGGGCACACACUUAUAUAUAUGCUGUACAUAUUUAUAUAUUAUAUAUCUAUAUAAAAUAUUCUUGCAAGCUUGAGUUUACAGGCUCUCACACACAACAGAACGUGACUUUCACACCGUCUCCACCGUCACUAGCUCUACAGCGAUGAGACGGUCGAUCGGGGAUCUUGUUUCCUUUCUUCUUCUGCACAGAACUCUCCUGAAGGCCACAGAGCAAUGGCCAGGGCAGCUCUUCAAGAACAGGUCUCCUGUUCGCAGUAGGGCUUUCAGUAAGCUGGGAGCGAAGUGAGGCUGCAAGCGCGCCCCCGAGCUGGCUGCCUGAACUUGGGUGCCACGCCCCUCUGUCCUGGCCAGUCCUGCACGUAGAGGGGGAGGGAACGCUGCCGUUUGGUGGCUGCCCUUUUCCUACUCAACAGGAAUCUGAAAGACACAUGUUGAAGUGGAAUACUUAAAGGGUUAUCUACAUUUCAAAAAAGGCAAUUAUGGGCUCUUUUUAUUUUCUACUUUUUUGAAAUACAGUGUGGUGGCCAGGGCUGGGAGCCAGGGCUGACCUCUCUUUGUUUCUUUCUCUUAAUUUCCAGCUGUGCUUUUGUAACUUGUCAGGUGGACUUGACCAAAUCAUAUUACCAUGCGGUGCCUCAGUUUACCUUUUUGUAAAAUGGGUUUAACAAUGCUUACCUACCUCACAGGGGUGUUGUGAGGCCCUAUUCAUUUGCUUCUUCAUUCUUUCCUGUACUCUCUGCAUGUCCAGCACUUUGUAGCCAUGGGAGGAAGGGGAUCUAUGAAAGUAUUCAAGGCUAAUGGAAGGAUACGGUACCUGGAAGCCUUGUUUUCUAGCAAGGAAAUGCUACCUUGCUGUAAAUACUUAGAACUUUCGCAUUUGGAAAUGAGAAAUAGGUUUAUAUUUACAGGCCUCUCAGAAAUCACAUCAUCUGUGAUUUCUAAAGAAUAAUUUAAGAUACACAGAGCAGACACAUUUUCAACUUAAUAUCUUCAUCCUGACCAGAUUGGUUCUAAUAAUUUUAGUUAUCUUAGUUAGAUUAAAAAACUUGAGAUCGAUUUUGGCCAAUAUGUCAACUUUGAGUGACAGGCAAGGAACCUGGGGUUAAAGAUGCACUUUGAGCACGUAUUUGUCAUUUGCCUUGGCAUAGUAGAUCGAGUUAACGGUAGUAUUUUUUUCAGUCAAACAGCCAUCAACCUGAAAAUGUAUUUUGAAUGUUGAUUCUGUACUUUUUUCUGUAACAAGAAGGAAGCCCAUUUUGCUCUUGCCAACUGACUCCCUGUUCUUUUCACCUGCUGUUCAAACAUUUCUUACUGAACGGUUCAUGCAGGCUGUCUGAACAACACACAUAACACGCUUCCCAAAGGGUCCCCAGACUAAUUCUUUUGUCCCAUUAUCUGCUGUAAAUCAUUGAGGUUCAAAGGAACGGUGCAUCCUCACAGGUUAAAAUGUUCUUUGCAAAAUCAGUGCAAUCCAAGAAGCUGGUGAACUUUUGGAGUUUAGGGCCUGGCAGAACAACUAAAGAGGCUUUGUAUUAUAGUGCAGGGAACAGGAAUCACACAGGAAAAAAUUUUUUAUAGGGGGCGUGCAGCCUUAGAAGAGGGAGUCAAGAGAUAGAGGGUCAUGCGAACCAAAGUGAUCUAAAGCUUCUAUCCUGACAUCCAUUUCAGUGGUGAACAGAAAAGCCUGAACCCAUAGCCCCAGUGGUAGGUGGAGCUGGGCAGUUUUAUCCACGGCCUCGGCAAGAAUGCCUGGGAAGACUGUGGAGGAGCCAGUGCUGGGUGCCCGGAGGAGCUGGCAUUGUAGGGGAAUGUACAACACAAGCUUUCAUUAUCUAAGCACUUGAUCAAGAAGUAUGCCCGUGGUAUAAGCACUCAGUGUUGCUCAUUUAUUGCUGACUUGAUAUAAGCAGAAGUUUCAUGUAUGAUUUGGAGGAGUAGCCUUCUGGCUCCUGAGCUAGGUGUCAACAGAGGGCCUCAGGGCCACAGAGUUCAAAGGCAAACCCCUGUCCCUCACCAUCGUUACACGCAGAUGAAGCAGCAUACAAUCGGUCUGUGUGUGUCCCCAGUCCCUCCCAAACAAGAUGCUGAUUUCUGGGGUACAUUGCAGGUUAAAUGGAACCAGAAGAAGUGACCGAAUAAAAAAGGGAAUGACUUUUUAGGGUAUAAAGAUCUCAUAAGAAAUGUAAUAUGUAAAUUAUAUCUUGCUUUAUGAUGUAAAAUAUACAUUGUUUGCGCUAGAAUAGAAAUGAUUCCUUUUC
Molecule: messenger RNA, 3896 nt
Organism: Pteronotus mesoamericanus
Lineage: Eukaryota; Metazoa; Chordata; Mammalia; Chiroptera; Mormoopidae
Gene: PRRX1
Product: paired related homeobox 1
Exons: 4
Coding region: 18-755 (245 amino acids)
Biological process (GO): regulation of transcription by RNA polymerase II
Cellular component (GO): nucleus
Molecular function (GO): RNA polymerase II cis-regulatory region sequence-specific DNA binding; DNA-binding transcription factor activity, RNA polymerase II-specific
Source: RefSeq, a predicted model, not a curated record